This is a messenger RNA of Indicator indicator, 300 nucleotides long. RefSeq names its product sperm mitochondrial-associated cysteine-rich protein-like. The record is from RefSeq and is a predicted model, not a curated record. NCBI's taxonomy places the organism in Eukaryota, Metazoa, Chordata, Aves, Piciformes, Indicatoridae. The coding region runs from base 1 to 300 and encodes 99 amino acids. The transcript has a single exon.
AUGUGCUCCCGGGGGUCCUGCCACGACUAUGAGUCCUCCUGCCACAGAUCCUACUCCUCCUGCCACAGCUCAGGGCCCUCCUGCCACAGCUCAGGACCCUCCUGCCACUACAGCAUCCAGAGGCAGCCUGUGCAGAAGUUCAGUUAUGUGACCCCCUGCUGCCCCCCCGUCCAGCCCUACUGCCCCCCUGUGCAGCGCUACUGCCCCCCCCUGCAGCCCUACUGCCCCCCCCUGCAGCCCUACUGCCCCCAGUACACCAAGAACAUCUGCAAGCUGCCACCCAAGUGCCCCAAGUAUUAG